Messenger RNA from Hemiscyllium ocellatum (epaulette shark), 2640 nucleotides. RefSeq names its product histone H2A, sperm-like. NCBI's taxonomy places the organism in Eukaryota, Metazoa, Chordata, Chondrichthyes, Orectolobiformes, Hemiscylliidae. The record is from RefSeq and is a predicted model, not a curated record. Bases 97 to 477 code for a protein of 126 amino acids. The transcript has a single exon. Gene Ontology annotation, molecular function: protein heterodimerization activity; structural constituent of chromatin; DNA binding. Gene Ontology annotation, cellular component: nucleosome.
AUCGGCCGCCCCACCAUUCCUCCCGAAGGUAUAACAGGGCGCAAUGUGGGCGGAUUGGAGUCUUCUCGGUGACAGUGUUGGUGGGAUUGGGGGACUAUGUCUGGAAGAGGAAAGGGCGGGAUGAAAGCGCGCACCAAGGCCAAGUCUCGGUCGUCCCGGGCUGGCCUGCAGUUCCCGGUGGGCCGUAUUCACAGGCUCCUGAGAAAGGGCAACUAUGCUGAGCGGGUGGGGGCCGGAGCGCCGGUCUAUCUGGCUGCGGUGCUGGACUAUCUGGCGGCUGAAGUCCUGGAGCUGGCCGGGAACGCGGCCCGGGACAACAAGAAAACCCGCAUCAUCCCCAGGCACCUGCAGCUGGCCGUGCGCAACGACGAGGAGCUCAACAAGCUGCUGGGAGGGGUGACCAUCGCUCAGGGAGGGGUGCUGCCUAAUAUCCAGGCCGUGCUGCUGCCCAAGAAAACCGCCCCCACCAAAAAGUGAAGAGACUGAUCUUGAUUCUGACAACCCAAAGGCUCUUUUAAGAACCGCUCACAAUAUCAGAGAAAGAAACUAGACCCCAUCUCUCGGGUUGAUAUUUCCUUUUGAUUAUUAAGUUAGUUAAUGCCCUGUUAAUUGCAUGAAUAUUGGAGAGUCAGUGUGUGUUUUCUGAUAUCCACAUCCUCUUGACCGCCUGCAGUCAGCCAGGUUCACAGUGAGAGCUGGGAGACAAGGGGUUUGAAGUGUUUAUGAUGCCCUAUCUGUACUCUGUUCAGUGUGCUGUUUCUCUAUCUGUACUGUCCGAUUAGUAUAUUAUUUCUUUAUCUGUCUUCUCAGUUAGUGAGUUGUUUCUUUAUUUGUAUUCUCAGUUCAGUGUUUUGUUUCUCUAUCUGUACUGUCCAAUCAGUGUGUUGUUUCUCCACUGCUACUCUCAGUUUGGUGUGUUGUUUCUAUAUCUGUACACUUACUUCAUUGUAUUGCUCAAUGUUUUCUCAAUUAUUUCUCUGUCUGUACUCUCUGUUCAGUGCGCUGUUAUUCAUUCUGUGCUCUCAGUUCAGUGUACUGUUUGUGUAUCUGUACACGCCAGUUCAUUUUGUUAUUUGUCUGUACUUUCAGUGCAGUCUGCUGUUUCUCUAUCUGCCAUGUCCAAUCAUUGUGUUUAGAUUCCUACAGUGUGGAACCAGGCCAUUUGGCCCAACCAGUCCACACCGACCCUCGAAAGAGUAACCCACCCAGUCCCAUUUCCCCCUCGCUAAUGCGCCUACCACUAUGGGAAAUUUAGCAUAGCCUGAGGCUGGAAUUGAACCUGGUACCCUGGUGCUGUGAGGCAGCAGUGCUAACCACUGAGCCAUCAUGCCACCCCAUUUCUCUAUCUGUACUCAGUUCAGUGUGCUAUUUCUGUAUCUGUACACCCAGUUCAUUGAGUUAUUUCUCUCUCUGUAUGCUCAGUUCUGUGUGCUGGUUCUCUCCCUGUACACUCAGUUUACUGCGUUAUUUAUCUGUACAAUCUGUUCAGUGUGUUUUUUCUUUAUCUGUACUCAGUUCAGUGUGCUGUUUAUUUGUCUGUACUGUCAUUUCAGUGUGCUGUUUCUGUACAGUCAGUUCAGUGUGUUAUUUCUCUAUCUGUACUCUCAGUUCAGUGAGUUGUUUCUUUAUCUGUACUCAGUUCAGUGUGCUAUUUCUGUAUCUGUGCACUCAAUUCAUUGUGAUAUUUUUCUAUCUGUACUCGCAGUUCAGUGUGUUAUUUCUCUGUCUGUAUUCUCAAUUCAGUGUAUUGUUUCUCUAUCUGUACUGUCUGAUCAGUGUGUUAUUUCUCUAUUUGUACUCUCAGUUCAGUGUGCAAUUUCUGUAUCUGUACACUCAGUUCAUUGCUUUAUUUUCUGUCUGUACCCAUUGAUCAGAGUUCCGUUUUUCUAUCUGAACGCUGAGUUCAGCAUGUGUUUCUCUCUCUCCUUACUUUCUGUUCAGUGUGCUGUUUCUGUACUUGUACACUCAAUUCAUUGUGUUGUUUCUCUAUCUGUACUCCUUUCAGCGUGUUAUUUCAAUAUCUGUAGUCUCUGUUCAGUAUACUGUUUCUGUAUCUGUACUCUCAGUUCAGUGUGCUCUUUCUGUACCUGUACACUCAGUUCAUUGUGUUAUUUCUCUGUCUGAACUCUCAGUUCUGUGUUUUGUUUCUCGACCUGUACUCUCAGUUCAGUGUGCUGUUUCUGUAUCUGUGCACUCAGUUCAUUGUGUUAAUUCUCUAUAUGUACUCAUGAGUAUCUAAAGUUGGAAUUUAGGCAACAAAAUAUGUCGAUUUUUAUUUCAACAAAAUGGUUUAAAAGAAUGCUACAAAAUGGCCUGUGAACCAUACUGCUGAUUUGCAGAAUUAACUUGCAGUUCAAAGAUAAGAGGAAAAUAGAAUUUUCAUAAGAUGAAUACUGACACAUUAAUUGACCAUUUGAACUCACCUUGAACUAAUACAUGGCAUGACAAUUUACGUAAAUUAGAUAUCCUUUUGAAAGAAAAUAUCAUUGGAUUAACUUGCUGUAAAUCAUGUCACCUUAUUAGAUGUGAUUGGUCUUUCUUGUAAUUAAGGCUGUACCAUUUCUUAAAAAAAACAUAUGAGUAACAUGUAAUUUUCAAAUGUAAUUGUGCAACUUUAUCACGGAACACAGAAGCUUCAAU